Molecule: messenger RNA, 2854 nt
Organism: Malaclemys terrapin pileata
Lineage: Eukaryota; Metazoa; Chordata; Testudines; Emydidae
Product: adhesion G protein-coupled receptor E3-like
Exons: 16
Coding region: 1-2529 (842 amino acids)
Biological process (GO): cell surface receptor signaling pathway; adenylate cyclase-activating G protein-coupled receptor signaling pathway
Cellular component (GO): membrane
Molecular function (GO): G protein-coupled receptor activity
Source: RefSeq, a predicted model, not a curated record
AUGGACGACUGUGGGAACUCUAGUCAAUUUGAAGUGCAAAUUACUGGCUACUUUGCCUUCACUUCAGUGUCUGUUUCCAUCUCCAAUGGGGGAAGGUUUGAGGAGAAGAUUAUGGUAAAUCAGGGAGAGAUGGUGCGGGUCAGCCUACCAGAGUCAGUGGGAAUUAAGGGCACUACCAAUUUCUCCAAUGUGGUCCUAGUCAAGGCUGACAAAGAUAUCUCAGUAGUGUCCGUCAGCAACAAACAUGUGAGCCCUGAGACCACUGUGCUGUAUCCUGUCUCCAGCUUGGGAAAUGAACACUACAUAGUGACUCCCUCUACAGAAUCCUUAGAUAGUUACCCAGAGUUCUCUGUUAUGACAUACGAAGACGGCAACCUUAUGACGGUCCAUGUGGAAGUCUACAUCUCUGCUAAUGUGGGCAUCCAGGUGGUGUUCUACAGCGUGGGUGCAGCUCUCCCUAAUUCCUCCCACGCCUUCCUGAUGAAUGUUCCAGAUGUUGCCAGUUACUGCCGGAUGUAUUCUAUAAAUGCCCAGGAGGGCUUCGAGAACUUUGCCUUGAUGGUGGCCAAUACAUCAGAGACUGGCGCCAUCAUCCUAGACAAUCAGCCUGUAAGGGAUGUGGUGUGGAACCGAGUCGCUGGCACUGAGUUCGUUUGGAGCAUGCCUACGCUUGCACCUGCCAUCAGAUCCCAUGCUGUGGAACAUCCCAGCUCUCCAUUUGCGCUCCUGAGUGUUGGCACUGCCGCCAUGGACAGCUAUGGGAUUCCGGGCUCCUGCAGGAAGAAUGUUACCUUUAAAUGCCAGACUGAGACUCCACAGAUACAAGAGCAGUUGGAGAUGUGCAAAGAUGUCUUUCUGCAGGGCAUCAACAGUGAAUUUUGCUCCUUCAUGAAUUCAACCUUAGUGAAUUUGGAGACCAUGUGUGCCCAGGACAGAGCAGUAUCGCUGCAGGAAGUUGCUGGCCCCUUUGGUUCCUUCCUGAAUAGCUCCACCCUUAGUGCUGGUGGGAACGAGAGCAAGAGGGAGGUGGCCUCUGCCGUGACGUUCCUCCUGCAGAGUGUGGAAUUGGCUGCACUGACGGCUGCUUUGAAGUCUCUGGAGAUGAAGAAACAGACUGUGACAACAGAGUCUAUGGCUAUCGAGACGCUCCUCGUUGUCCCAGCUGCUGGUCCCUGUGAUGAGGUCUUCAGGCUGAGAGCUCAGGAGGAGACAAUGGACAUUCACUGCAAUACGGUCACCAGAGCAGCCACAGAAGCCAAUUCUUGGGCUGUUGCUUUUAUUUCUUACUUCACCCUGGACUCCAUCAUUGACAAGAGAUUUCUCAAGGAGGGAGAUCUAAUGGCUGAUGAGAAAUUGAGGAAUUUUCACCUGAAUUCCAGGGUGGUGAGUGGGGCUGUCGGAGAUGGGAGGUUCAUGAACCUCUCCAAACCUGUGAACUUCACCCUGCGCCAUAGACAGGCAAAGAAAGAGGAGGAAGAGACUCUCUGCAUUCACUGGAAAUUCAUCACUGGGAAAGGCACCUGGUCUCCAGACGGCUGCACCACUGUGCACACGAACAGCACUCACACCAUUUGUAGCUGUGACCAUCUCUCCAGCUUCGCACUCCUUAUGGGUCACACCGGAGUGGAGGAGAGUGACCCACUGAGCAUCAUCACCUAUGUGGGACUGACCCUCUCCCUGCUGUGUCUCCUCCUCGCCAUCCUCACCUUCCUCCUGUGCCGCUCUAUCCGCGACGUCAGCACCUCCCUUCACCUGCAGCUCUGCCUCUGCCUCUUCCUGGCCGACCUGCUCUUCCUCACCGCGGUGACCCGCACCGGCAGUCGGGUGGUGUGUGCUGUCAUUGCUGGCUUCCUACACUACCUCUUCCUGGCCUGCUUCACCUGGAUGUUCCUGGAGGGGCUGCACCUCUUCCUCACCGUCAGGAACCUGAAGGUCGUGAAUUACACCAGUGCGAGCCGGUUCAAGAAGAGAUUCAUGUACCCGUUCAGCUAUGGAUUCCCAGCCCUGGUGGUGGCUAUUUCAGCAGCAGUGAAUCCUGAAGGCUACGGAACUUCCAAACACUGCUGGCUAAGCCUGGACAGAGGCUUUCGUUGGAGCUUCCUGGGUCCAGUCUGUGCCAUAAUCCUGAUAAAUUUAACAUUUUUUCUUGUAACCCUCUGGAUCCUGAGAGACAAACUCUCCUCCCUUAAUGAAGAUGUGUCCACUCUCAAAGACACCAGACUACUGACUUUUAAAGCUAUCGCCCAGCUAUUCAUUCUGAGCUGCACGUGGAGUCUUGGUUUCUUCCAAGUUGGCUCAGCAAAAAUGGUCAUGGCGUAUUUAUUCACCAUUGUCAACAGCCUGCAGGGAGCCUUCAUCUUCCUGGUGCACUGUCUCCUCAAUCGCCAGGUGAGAGAGGAGUACAAGAGAUGGAUUAAAGGCACAAGAAAACCCAGCCCCACAACUCAAAAUUUUACUCUGUCCGUGUCCGCUGUCACUACCAGCACCAAGAUGGUGAGUUGGGGAGAGCCCUCCACUUCAUCUCUGUGAAACAGUCACCUCUCCAACCAGCAAUGUUUAUCAUACAGCCGGCUUUGCUGUGCCAGUGGGGCAGGUGCUUCAGCCGCCAUUCUUCAUCACAACUACAUACACAACCUGGAAGGGGAAGCAGGAUAGGACAAAAUCCACAACUCCUGAAUUCAAAGGCCACCCUAGGCUUGUAGCUGGGCGUUUCUCCCAGAUUUAAAGGGCCAGAUGCCAGGUUCAGAGAGCAGUUAUUUCUUAGGGAAAGCACACCAUGCGGGAGGAGGGGAGUGAUUUGCAGAGCCCUCGCGUGUUAUGUGUGUGAGUUAGCUCUGCAGGUUCACUGUAAUGU